UACCUACGUUCGGGUGAGAGACGCAAGAGCAGCGUGUACACCCGUACAGAGGAGGAGACACCCGAGCGGUGAGGCGGAGGAAGCUGCGGGGCCGCCAUACUGCCCGGGUACGGAAUUAUCUGCGGAGUGACGUCACACACGCUGGUCAUGUGAUCCAUAAGUUUCUAGUGGUGGCGAUGGACGAUUCUGUUCCUGAAGAACACAAAUCAAUGGCAGUAGGAGCUGGGGAAAACCAGCAUGAUCCUCUCCCACCCCAAGAAGAUGGCCUGGAUCAUGGGAGCAUCAAAGAAGAAGAGGACGAUGAGGUGGUGUCCGGAGGGGAAAGCGGUUCUACGGCCACAGGAGGGAGAGACCCGGAGGUGACAGUAGAGAUCGGCGAGACCUACCUGUGCCGGAGAGCAGACAACACCUGGCAUUCUGCGGAGGUGAUCCAGUCGCGGCUGAAUGAGCAGGAGGGUAGAGAAGAGUUCUAUGUGCACUACGUGGGCUUUAACCGUCGUCUAGACGAAUGGGUGGAUAAGAAUCGCCUGGCGCUGACCAAGACGGCAAAGGACGCAGUUCAGAAGAACACGGACCAAUACUUGAAUGAACUGUCCGAACAGCCGGAGAGGAAAAUCACCAGAAACCAGAAGAGGAAACACGAUGAGAUUAACCAUGUGCAAAAGACAUACGCAGAGAUGGAUCCCACCACAGCCGCCCUGGAGAAGGAGCAUGAGGCGAUCACAAAGGUUAAAUAUGUAGACAAGAUCCACAUUGGCAACUACGAAAUCGACGCAUGGUACUUUUCUCCGUUCCCAGAGGAUUACGGAAAGCAGCCAAAGCUGUGGGUGUGCGAGUAUUGUCUGAAGUACAUGAAGUUCGAGAAGAGUUAUCGCUAUCACCUGGGCCUGUGCCAGUGGCGGCAGCCUCCAGGGAAGGAAAUCUACAGGAAGAACAACAUCUCCGUGUAUGAGGUCGAUGGGAAAGACCACAAAAUCUACUGCCAGAACCUGUGUCUCCUGGCCAAGCUCUUCCUGGACCACAAGACGCUGUACUUCGACGUGGAGCCGUUUGUCUUCUACAUCUUGACUGAAGUGGAUCGGCAGGGAGCGCACAUCGUGGGGUAUUUCUCUAAGGAGAAAGAGUCUCCAGAUGGGAACAACGUGGCUUGUAUCCUGACCCUGCCUCCUUACCAGCGACGCGGCUAUGGAAAGUUCCUCAUUGCGUUCAGUUAUGAACUCUCAAAACUGGAGAACACCGUAGGCUCGCCUGAAAAGCCGCUGUCAGACCUGGGCAAGCUGAGCUACCGCAGCUACUGGUCCUGGGUGCUCCUGGAGAUCCUGCGAGACUUCCGGGGGACGCUCUCCAUCAAGGACCUGAGCCGGAUGACAAGUAUUACACAGAAUGACAUCAUCGGGACACUACAGUCACUGAACAUGGUAAAAUACUGGAAGGGGCAACAUGUCAUCUGUGUCACCCCAAAACUGGUGGAGGAGCACCUUAAGAGUGCACAGUAUAAGAAGCCCCCCAUUACAGUGGACUCCCUGAACCUGAAGUGGACCCCUCCAAAACACAAGUUAAUGAAGGCGUCUAAGAAAUGAGGCGAAGGAAAGUGACGACAAUGGCGGAGGCUGGUGGACUGUUUCCUAUGACCUGGAUGGCGUCUUCAGUGUGAAGGGACAUUCUCCCCGGCAGCGGGGCACAGUAGCUGAUAAUCGGACCGUGGUACCUGUGAUGGUCCUGGGGGAUGGCGUUAUAUAUGUAGACUGUUUAUCAGUCCAAAGGUUUAUGUAAUAAAUGUUUUUGUUUUUUGUAUUUUUGAGUUUGAUAUAUAAAAGUACUGAGCCCUGUGUGAUGAUGGGGGCAGAGGGUACUGGUAUGUAGGAAUA
Molecule: messenger RNA, 1868 nt
Organism: Hyla sarda
Lineage: Eukaryota; Metazoa; Chordata; Amphibia; Anura; Hylidae
Gene: KAT8
Product: lysine acetyltransferase 8
Exons: 11
Coding region: 177-1580 (467 amino acids)
Biological process (GO): regulation of DNA-templated transcription
Molecular function (GO): histone acetyltransferase activity
Source: RefSeq, a predicted model, not a curated record